AUGUCGCAGCGGCAUUCAUGCGUGACAUUUCGUCAUGUGAUCGGGAAGGCAGCGGUUAAGGGGCGGUGCUAUCACGGGCUGCAAAUCACACGCAGUGUCCAGGACAACCAGUUCUGUGCUGUGAACCCUCGCUACAUCGCCGUGGUGACCGAGUGUACAGGGGGUGGGGCCUUCAUUGUCAUCUCUAUUCAUCAUACAGGGCGUGUGAGUCCUCUCCACCCAUGUGUGUGUGGUCACAGUGCUCGUGUGUUGGAUGUGAAGUGGGACCCAUUUAAUGACCAGCGCAUUGCGUCCUGUUCCGAAGACUGUACGGUGAAAGUGUGGCAGAUUCCUCCCGAUGGACUGAAAGAGAAUCUGUUGUUGCCCAGUAAAGAUCUGAUUGCUCACAAAUGCAGAGUAUCAAUCAUUGAGUGGCAUCCAACCGCCAAAGACCUGCUGAUAAGCUCUGCCUAUGACUACAAAGUGUUGGUGUGGCGUUUAGACACUGCUGGCGUUGUUGUGGAGAUGCCGGUGUGUGAGAUAAACACACACUCUGAUCUGGUGGUGUGUUUGAGCAUCAGUGCAGAUGGCAGUGUGUUCGCCACAGUCAGCAAAGACAAGAAGAUCAGAGUCAUCGAGCCGCGCACCGGACGAGUGCUGCAGGAGUUUGGCCACUCAUCUCAUAAAGCAUGUAAGAUUGUGUUCCUGUGGAAUCUCAACAUGAUGUUGACCACAGGAAACUCAUCCUGGAACAAGAGACAGUUUGCUCUGUGGGACCUGGAGGAUUUGUCUGAGCCGUUAAUAGAGGAGGAUUUGGAUGGAGGGUCAGGGGUCAUUUUCCCUUUUUAUGACCCUGACACACAUAUGCUGUAUCUGGCUGGAAAGGGUGAUGGCAACAUUCGUUAUUAUGAAGUCAGUGCGGUGAAACCGUACAUUCACUUCCUCGCCGAAUAUCACUCUCCUUUCCCUCAGAGAGGAAUGGGUGUAAUGCCCAAGCGUGGACUGAACUUCAGUGUGUGUGAGGUGUUCAGAUUCUACAGGCUGCUGGCCGUCAGAGAUCUGCUGGAACCUGUCAGCUUCUAUGUGCCACGGAAGCAGUCUGGGUGUUUUCAUGAGGAUAUUUAUCCACUGACAGCGGCCAAUGAAGCGGCCAUGAGCGCACAGGAGUGGCUGAUGGGACACAAUAAAGGUCCGGUGCUGAUGUCUCUGAGACCUGCAGCUCGACCGCUCGAACCCUGCACAACUGAAACACUCAGCAGCCUUCAGACCAACACACUGACCAAUCAGGACACAGAAUGCCCCUCUGACAUCAUCAUGGACCUGCACGAUUGGACAGAAGACGACACCCAGAGCCUGGACUGGAGUUCUGCGCACACACGGUCAGAUCUAAACUGGACUAAAGCCGUGUUUUAUCUCCCCGCGGGACCAGAGAGAGAGGUCAGACUCAAACAUCUCUCAUCCAAUGACUGUGUCCGACACAUCUGAAUUCAGCAUCACAUCCUGUAACCAUAACAAAAGUGACGUCUGAUGGAACGGUUGAGACAACUGCUGCAGGUGAUGUUUCAUCAGCAGGAGGAAAUUAAAGAUCUGCAGGAGAAACUCCAACAGCGAGACGAGAAAAUACAACAACUGGAGAGAGAGCUGAAGAACAUGACGACAGCCAAUCACAGCACAGAUGCUGUGACGAGCACUGCAGCCAAUCAGAAAAGAGAUUAUUAGAACGGAUGAGCAGUAGGGCUCAUGUGGAUUAAUACAGUGAACUGUUAGUUAAAGGGAAAGUUCAUCUAGAAAUGAGAAUUCUGUUAUCAUUUACUCAUGACAUUAUAAUCCGAAAAGAAAAAUAUCAAAACAGUGGACUUAAUUCCUUCACAAGUCUUCAAUGAACAGACCUAAAUGUAAGUCGUCAUUCACUGAUGAAACACAAAUCUUAUACUCCAUCCCACAAAUUCAAACUGGCAAUGUGUUCGUUCAGGCCACGUCCACAAAAAAAAAAAAAACGCAUCUUUUUCUCUACGUUUUGUCCUUCCGUCCACACUGAGACGGUGAAAACGCUCUCC
Molecule: messenger RNA, 2036 nt
Organism: Myxocyprinus asiaticus (Chinese sucker)
Lineage: Eukaryota; Metazoa; Chordata; Actinopteri; Cypriniformes; Catostomidae
Gene: coro2ab
Product: coronin 2Ab
Exons: 11
Coding region: 1-1464 (487 amino acids)
Biological process (GO): actin filament organization
Molecular function (GO): actin filament binding
Source: RefSeq, a predicted model, not a curated record